Racocetra persica is the source of this 754-nucleotide messenger RNA. Lineage: Eukaryota; Fungi; Glomeromycota; Glomeromycetes; Diversisporales; Gigasporaceae. The record is from the annotation of a GenBank genome assembly.
UUAUGAGUACCGCACAAGGGUCUAUUUAUGGUUUUGCUUGUGGUUCAACCGAAUUAAGCAAGAUCCAAAAGAUAUAUCUGUUCGUGACGGCGAGCUGCGUCUACGCGACAGUCGUUAUUUUUCAGAUAGGAUAUUCUUCACUUCAAAGUCAAGCUGAUAGGUGUUCCCAGGAUACUUCCACUAUUCAAUUUUUUAUUAAUACAAUUUACGCUUUUAUUAAAAUAUAUGUCGUGGGUCUUAUACCAAUAAUUGCUAUUCGAAAGGCACUUAUACAAGAGUCAGUCCGCAUAGAUACAGCUCCAAGCUUAGCAGAAGAUUUAAAAUUAUUAUUUAGCAAGAAACGCGCUUAUAUCAUUCCUUUGGUUUACAUUAUUUCUGCCGUAUCCAUAGGGUCUACUUUUUUUGAUAUCAUUGAUAGGGAUCGUGGAAUAAAAAAAACUCUACUUUUGCAUCCUGGUGAUAAAAAUUUUUGGUGUCCAAUUCAUCGUAAAGAUAAUUGUAAAAGCCUCCUCCCAACAAUAAACGAGCAUUACCUGAUCGAGUUAAUCCACAACAUUACCUUAGGUAUUGUGUGUGGAUUUGACUUCCUGAUAUAUAAAAGACAUAAACUAACAUUCAAUAUCGUUGAGCCAAAAAAUAUGCUCGCUUUACAUAGAGAAUUCCUAGCUUUAUGGAAUCGAAAAAAACAUAUACUAAUCUGGAAUGUGGUUGUGACUGCGCUGCAAUUUGGAGGGCAUUUUUGGAUUGCAAAAUU